Molecule: messenger RNA, 1089 nt
Organism: Cuscuta epithymum
Lineage: Eukaryota; Viridiplantae; Streptophyta; Magnoliopsida; Solanales; Convolvulaceae
Source: the annotation of a GenBank genome assembly
AGAGUGCGGCUUUCUUUUACAAAGCUCUACUUCUCAGUUCUCACCAUUGGAAAGCGUGGUUCAGCCGUUCAGGUUCAAUCCUUCGUAUACUUCAGGAUUUAGUGUGCGAAAGGAAUCAAUUAGAAAAGGCAGUGAUGGUACUGAAAAAUCAAGAAUAUAUACGUGCAACAAAGAAGGAUUGACAAAAAAUCACUACAUACCGAGCUUAAAAAAUCCAGAAAUAUUUCUUUUAAUAAUGAAACAAAAGUUGCGUUGUGCUCCUGUAGUAAGUUUGAGUUUGAAGGGAUCCCAUGUGCUCACAUACUACAGGUCUUUGACACUUUGAACAUAAAUGAACUGCCGGAUUACUACAUUUUAUAUAGAUGGAAUAAAGGCUCGUGUAGGGGGGUUGUGAAAGAUGCAAAUGGCUUUGAGAUUUGUGAAGAUCGUAGGAGGGCUUUGUCUGGAGGGAAUGGAAAAGCACUUGAUGCUUUUCUUAGCGGUUAUUAUGAGUUGUCUACGGAGUCUAUAGAAGACCAAGAAGUUGGCCUCCACCUUCUUGAAGAGUGGCGAUAAAAAUUUAAAGAGCACCUUUCGAAAAAUGCAUCCCAAGAAAAUGCUAAAAAGCAUGAACACGAGCCCUCUGCAUCGUUAGAAUUUGUUGAACCUGAUCAUGCAAGACAUAAAGGUUGCGGUAAACGACUCAAAUCGUCAAUGGAAAAGACAACAUCACUCAAUCGUCAAUGUAGUAAUUGUAAAGGACAUGGUCAUGAUAAACGCAAUUGUCCGAAGUUGGGGACUGGGAAGUGUAAAGCUGCAGAAGGUCUUACAAAAGUUCAAAGUUCUUGAGGAAAAUCUCCCAAGAUGGACGCUUUUCACCAAAUUGUUUUUCCUCUAUUUUGUUAAUAUUUAUGUUUUGUGUGGGACAUAUCCAUGUAAUUAUAAAUCUUUUUAUGUAAUUCUUUAUUUUGUUUUUGUUUACUAUUGCUUAUUGAUUGAGUUCUGAAGCAAUGUACUGUCUCUUUUUGAAGAUGUAUAACUACCUUAUGUGAGUCUGUCAUGAUGAAAUUAUGGUUCACAUGUUUGUUGUGAUUGAGGGGCUCAUAAAUU